Messenger RNA from Limanda limanda (common dab), 2605 nucleotides. It is a transcript of the gene gnav1, whose product is annotated as guanine nucleotide binding protein (G protein) alpha v1. The record is from RefSeq and is a predicted model, not a curated record. Bases 381 to 1466 code for a protein of 361 amino acids. Lineage: Eukaryota; Metazoa; Chordata; Actinopteri; Pleuronectiformes; Pleuronectidae. Gene Ontology annotation, biological process: adenylate cyclase-modulating G protein-coupled receptor signaling pathway; Rho protein signal transduction. Gene Ontology annotation, cellular component: heterotrimeric G-protein complex. Gene Ontology annotation, molecular function: G-protein beta/gamma-subunit complex binding; guanyl nucleotide binding; G protein-coupled receptor binding. The transcript has 9 exons.
UCCUGGGCGAUCUGGGGUCUUUUCCAAGGCGGCAGGACACAGUUUGAACCGUGGUGCUGCCACAGUUACACAACAACACUUUGGGGGUUUUCACCGCAGUGGGGUGGGGGGAAGCCAGAAAGCGACACCUGGAGCGACGCGUAAAAAUCACUUCCACCCGCCGCCCCCACACUGCGAGUGAUGUUCCAGAGAUGGCCUGAACUUUUGAUUUCGUUUGACUUCUGCGGAGGUAGCUUGUUGUCCACGUUGAGAUCCUGAGGGUCGGACCGACGAGGAGCUGGGAUCAUGCAGCGUGUGGAGACCAACUGCGGGUGAUCCCUCCGCGGAGCAGCCUGCCCGCCCUGUGUGCUCCCUGGCCGGGGAGGAGAUGCGUGCUCGGGAUGGGACUGUGCCUCGGGACCGAAGUGACUGAGGAGGAGAAGAGGGCGAGGAUCCACAGCGUCAAGAUAGACAGGGACCUGUACGAGUUCGCCAAGCGGGACAUGAACCUGGUGAAAGUCCUCCUGCUAGGUGCAGCAGAGAGCGGCAAAAGCACGUUGGUCAAACAGAUGAAGAUCAUCCACAGUAAUGGAUUCACUAAGCAAGAGCUAACCAGCUUCAAGCCUGCAGUCCUGGAUAACCUCCUGACCUCCAUGAAGUUUGUCCUCCACGGGAUGGGUGUCCUCCGGAUUAACCUGGCUAACAGCAGGAACAAGAUCCACGCCCAUUCGGUCCUGUCGUGUGGGCGGUGUUUUGACGAAGAUCAGGUGCUCUUUCCCUUCCUGAGCCACGCCCUGUCCUGCCUGUUGACCGACCAGGGGGUUAGGGCUGCGGCGGCCCGGGGAUACGAGUACGAACUUAACGACUCGGCACUGUAUUUCUUUGAGAACAUGACGCGCAUCACGUCUCCAGACUACGUGCCCACAGAGACUGACGUCCUGCGCGUUCGACUGAGGACGACGGGUGUGAUAGAGACCCAGUUUAAAGUCAGCCACCUCAUUUUCAGGAUGUACGAUGUUGGAGGCCAGCGAACUGAGCGCAGGAAGUGGAUCAGCUGCUUCGAGGACGUCCGGGCGGUGCUGUUCGUGGUGUCGCUCAGCGGUUACGACAUGACCCUGGUGGAGGACCCCUCCAUGAAUCGUCUGCAAGAGAGCAUGAAGCUCUUCUCCUCCAUCUGCAACAAUGUCUUCUUCCGCAGCACGUCCAUGAUUUUAUUCAUGAACAAGAUUGACCUUUUUCAAGACAAGAUUUUACACUCUGGACGACAUCUGCGGUUAUACCUGCCACAGUUUAAAGGCGCAGACUGCGACGUGGAUUCGGCCGCCCGCUUCAUCGCUGCCACCUUUGUUUCGCUCAACGCCAUGGCCAGCAAGCUCAUCUACCACCACUUCACCACGGCGACGGACACCUCCAACAUCCAGGUCGUCUUUCAGGUGGUCAUGGACACAAUUAUCAAAGAGAACCUGGAGGCAGUUUCUCUUCUGUGACCGACAGCGGACGUCACCGGACAGUCGGCCCUGUUCCUGUUUGGAUGUUUCAUUUGAAAAGGCGAAACCAAGCAAAGAAAAGGGAUUGAAGAGAACAUGAAGAUCCUCUUAUGGAAGCGUUAGUGUUUAGUUUUCUCUCUUGAGGAGCAGUCUGGGAGCUUGAGAUGCUCUUUGUUGCAUUUCAUCCUUUGUGAUGCUUAAUAUAAUGUAGCUUUGAAAAAAGUCUGGAAACACAUUAAGGACGGAAGACAACCAGUGGCCCAAUCCUCUGAUUUUGAGGUUUAGCCCAGCUGACAUGUUGACUUUUGAAGUUUGAGUUGAGAAUAAUGGGCAUUUUGUUUUGUACUGUGCUUUUAAAUCAGACUAUAAACUGUGACGCUACAUUUUCUCAAGACUCAACAGAGAUGCCAUAUAUUUCACUGUCUUAUUGUGUUUGUGUGUGUGUGUGUGUGUGUGUGUGUGGGCAGGCAGGCAGGACACAGGACAUGAGGAGGAUUUACUGUUAUUCCGUUACUUCCCCGGUGCAGGGCUCACUCUCGCAUACAAUUUAGUGUUUUCCGCUCAUUUAUCACCGUGUCCCCGCUGUGUGCAUCCCGUGCGUCACACAACCUCUUAAUGAGGCGGCGAUCGCAGUAAAAGCACCCUAGUUUGCGUUCACUCUUCCGCAGCUGAAAUCACAGCACACACGUUCAUUAUCAUCUGUGCAACGCUCGUUCCCCUGACUCUUGCGAUUCAGCGAUGAUGCUGGGAGCUUUGAUAUUGGACAUGGGGAAAAUAAGAUGAGGACUUAUCCCUGAAGCUUGGCGACUUGUUUCAUUUUCCUGCUUGAUGAUUAUUGUUGUAAUAUCCGACACACACACACAGAUACACACGCACACACACACGGACCCUGGUUUGUCAAGCAGGAUGCUGCCUCUUUGUGAUUUGUGUGACAUUAACUCUGAAGGCUCCCCUGAGCGACUGACUGAGAGAUCACAGCAGCUCCUCUCUGACUCCAGUAACAAACAAGAUGUGCUAAUGACUGAUAUGAACUCUGAAGGUGAGAGAUAGAUAAAAAAAACACCCCCAAGUGCCUUAUGAUGAAGUGCCUUUCUUCUGCUGUGUAAAUAAAAAUGCGUCAUACAUAUAUAUAUAAUCUC